Toxoplasma gondii ME49 is the source of this 3562-nucleotide messenger RNA. Its product is annotated as DEAD/DEAH box helicase domain-containing protein. The transcript has a single exon. Gene Ontology annotation, molecular function: RNA binding; ATP binding; RNA helicase activity. The coding region runs from base 697 to 3219 and encodes 840 amino acids. Lineage: Eukaryota; Apicomplexa; Conoidasida; Eucoccidiorida; Sarcocystidae. The record is from RefSeq and is a predicted model, not a curated record.
AGCAGGGACGGUGAAGGACAGAAGUUUCUCGUGACGGAGCAACAGAUCGAACUUUGCGUCUUCCCCAUCUUUCUUUCUGUUCCCGUUCUCCCCAUUUUUUCCACUCCUCCCCGAGAGACCGCCCGCUCCUGGCACUCUCGCCGACUCUGCCCCACAGGUCGCACGACGUUGACUUGGGAUGCGGGAUCCGCUAAAGAAAUCGACGAAUUUGGAUUUCCCCACCUUGUUUGCUGGCUCAGUCUCGUGUCUUGAACCAUCGAAUUCGCCUCACCACGCAGGGGCGUGCUGUGACACUGGAAACCGCGUCUACCCUUGUACCCGUUCGUCGCCCGUACACGCUGGUCGUCGGCGCGUACGCUGUGUCGAUGUUCCGGGCGUUCCUCGUAGUCGAGUCAAACUCUGUCUUCUCUUUUCAAACACUUGUCGUCUUCCCUUACCUCGGAAGAGGUGACUGGCCUUCCACCUUCCGCGUUCACAGCAGCAAAUCGCUCGCAGAAGUCACUGCCGUUCUUUCCGGGGACGCAUUCCGCACCGUAGCUGGCUGCCGCUCCAGGUGUGCCUGCUCCUGAAUUUCGAAAGCCGCCAGUCCGAGCUCGACCGCCGCUCUUCGUUUCUCUCGCGGACUCUUCGAAUGCGCGCAUGAACUGCGUGGUCCAAGUCGGCUACUGCUAGAGAACUGCACGAACGGAAGCUGAAAUGGCGCCCGAGACUGCGAAAAGUCGUUUCUCUCGCGAGGAGGGGGCUGCCGCGCGACCGUCGAAGCGGAGGAAACGCUCUGAAGAGGCUUCAGAGGAAACGGACACACCGGAGACUGUCGAGGCGCAGUCCGCGAAGAAGCGCAGACAGGCGACGACCGAAGCCGGUAAGCCGAGUGCGACUGUCUCCGGUUCGUCCUCCAGGUCUGCCGCGUCUAAGAAGACGCGGUGUCGAGACGACUCGGACGACCUGUUGAAGGCUGAACCGAGUUCUUCCAAGGAGGAAAACGAUGAGCAGGAUGGAGACAGCGACGCGGAGUCCGGCCGGCCGGCGUCCGAUUCUGGGCUCCUCUCGGACUACAACUUGUCGAAGACUUCCCUGAAGUCUCUGCAGAAGCGAGGCAUCACUCGCUUACUUCCUGUCCAACAGGCCGCGUACAGGCACGUGUUCGCGGGUCGCGACUUCGUCGGUCGCGCGCGGACGGGGACGGGGAAGACCAUUGCCUUCGCUCUGCCACUCGUGGAGAGAGUUUGCGCGUCGCUGCCUCAGCCUGGGAACUCGAAGGAGAAGCCGAGGAUCGUGACCCUUUUGCCGACUCGCGAGCUCGCCCAACAAGUUCAGGAGGAGUUCGAGACGCUGCUCGGCGGCCGCCUGGCUUCCGUCUGUCUGUACGGCGGCGCGCCGGAGUAUCCGCAGCUGCAGAAGCUGCGCAGCGGCGUGUCAGUGAUUGUGGCAUGCCCGGGUCGCUUCAAAGACUUCAUGGACCGGGGGGAGAUUGCGGGCAAGCAGUUGGAGGCCGUGGUGCUCGACGAAGCAGACAGGAUGCUCGAGAUGGGAUUUCGCGAGGACGUCGAGGAGAUUCUUCAGUGGACUAGGAAGGAGCGAGAGGAGGGGGAGGCGGAAAAGACGUCGUCUCUCCAGAUGCUUCUCUUCACCGCGACACUGCCCAAGUGGGCACUGACGCUCGCGGAUAGGUUCAUGCGCAAGGACCGCGUCGUGGUGGAUGUCGUGAAGCUUCAACAAACGACAGAGACUGCGUUGUGUGCGGAGAAGAAGCAGGGGACCAUCGAGCACCUGGUCGUCUUUUGCGCGUGGCAGUCUCGCGCUCAGGUUCUCGGCGAUUUGCUCGCGCUGUACACGCCUCCGGGCCUGGCGUCUUCCGUGAUCAUCUUCGCAGAAACCAAGCAGGAAGUGAACUCGAUCGCCGUCGCCUCGAAUAUCCGUCAUCUGUGUGCGCCCCUCCACGGAGACAUUCCCCAGAACCAGCGCGAAGCGACGCUGAACGCAUUCAAGAAGGGCAAGUUCGUCUGUCUCGUGGCGACAGACGUAGCGGCCCGCGGCCUGCAUGUCGACGACUUGUCGCUGGUCAUUCAGAUCUCCCCGCCGCGCGACGUCGACACGUACAUCCACCGCGCUGGCCGGACGGGGCGCGCCGGACGCAGAGGGAUUUGCAUCACGCUCGCGAAGCUGGCAGAUGUUCCCUUUCUCCGCCGCAUCGAAUUGGACGGUGGCUUCCUCUUCCGCCGCGUAGGCACACCCCAGCCGCGCGCGGUGAGGCGCCAACUGUUGCUGCAACACAUCGAGAAGCUGCAGGAGUGGGGAGGCGAGAAAGAGACCGAGAGCAGGGACAAGGAGACGGAGCGCGAACUCAAGAAGGCGGUGCGGAGGCUGUUGGAGACAGUGCCAGCAGAGAAGGCGCUUCUGCGCUGUCUCAGCGAACUGAUGCGCGUGACGGAGCAGACGAAAGGGCGCGGCCCGAGCGGGAAGGACGCGGACGACGAAAAGGGUGGGGGCAACGGGGGGGCGCAGAGUCAGAUUCUAUCGUGUCUGAACGGCCGAGAUGGCUUCAAAACCUUCCACUUGGAGAUGACGCGCAUGCGCGAGCCGCUCCGCGGGUGCGGCUAUCUGUGGCGGGCGCUGAAGGACGCGUACCAGGGCCGCGAAGAACACGAGUUGAUUGAAAAAAUCCAGUGCAUGACUUUGUGUGAAGACGCCAAGGGCGCCGUCUUCGACAUCCAAGAGGAGGACUUGCCGCGCUUCAAUGCCAAGAUCUUGAAGCCCCUCCGAGACGUGGAGGGAAAGAAAGGCAGAGCUGCAAAAAUCGAAGAGGUCGAGGGCAAAGAGGAGAGCGGAAGUUCUCGGCGUGCAGGGAGGACCUUCGCCUUCACCAUUGAAGAAGUCGAAGAACUGCCUCCUCUUCAGGACGCCCUUGCAGCUCUCAGAGCCGACGAAAACGCAAACGGCAGCGCGUACGACAGCAGAAACCCCAACCACGUUUCAGGCAGACGCGGCAGAGACGGAGACAGAGGGCGCGGAGGAGACAGAGGGCGCGGAGGAGACAGAGGGCGCGGAGGAGACAGAGGGCGAGGCGGAGACAGAGGACGGGGCCGUGGCGGGGCAGGAGACAGUGGAAGAGGACGAGGAGGGUUUGUCGGAGGCCGAGGCGGAGACAGAGGGGGGCGAGGAGGUGUUGCUCGAGGGAGAGGCGCGGGGGGAUUUGUUGCAGGUCGAGGGAGAGCGUGAAAAGAGAAGGUCUUUAACAGCUGUUGUCGUUAUUUGAAAAGCGUGUGAAGCUCAAGGAAUCGCUGAGGGCUGCUGAUACUCGUUUGUUUCUUAUGGACCCUGUGCGAGCAUAUAGUAGGGGUCUCCAGAAGUCAGAGCAGGGUUUAUCUCGUGUGUUCGGACUCACGUAGAUUGCUUUUUCGGGUCCACCUUGCUGACUGUUUUCUUUCUGUUUUGUUGCUUUUGAAGAGGAACGCGUUGCUUCGUUCUUACCAAAGCCACUUUCGCAGCAGUCGAUGCGCCAACGACACGUGGGAGACUUUCGCGCGACUCUUUUCUCUGUCUUCCCAAAUGCAGGUUCCAU